AGACUUAUUAUAAAUUUGAUUUUAAUUUGUAAUUAAAAUAUUAUUUAUAAAUUAAUCAGUCAUGGAAAAAAUUAAUGAUAAAUGUGAAGUGUUUAAUUGGCAAGAGUAUUUAGAUUUAUGUAAAGCUUCUGAUGUUCCUCAUACAUUAUUUAAACAUGUUGAGCAGAGCUUGGAUAGGGGCUUCAGCUGUGGAAUGGCUGUUGAAGUUCCUUUCAAAUCCAAGGAAAUUACAACCUAUUGGCCUGCUGUUAUAACUAAAAUUUGCGGUCCUUUGAUUACUUUAAAAUAUAUCGGUUCAGACUCAAAGGAUAAAAACAGUGAAAUAUGGUCGGAUAUCAAUUCUCUAUGUCACUUUGGAUACUCAGCUUCACAAGGAAUUGAAUUAAAACCACCACCAUGCUUAAGUUUACCAUCCACAGUUUUGGAAGAUCCAAAUAGUAUUGAAACUAUAAUGAAAGAUAUUCCAAUUGUACCAAAGCAAGUGCUUGAUGAAGGUGGAAAAACUGUUAUUGACAGAAUUUCUAGUGGCAUGAUUGUUGGUAUUCGAGAUGUACUCGAUCCAUACUUAAUAAAGAAAGCUGAGAUUGUACUGCAUGUAGGCGGAAGACUCUUUCUAAAAAUGCUGAAUGACCAUUUGAGUACUAUUUGGCUGUUCUACACUGACUACAGAAUUGUUGAAGCUGAAGAUUGUACUGAUUCUUUGCGCUUUCCAAGUGAUUUAAUAAUGAAACAUCCAAAAGUGGAGCAACAUUCUUUUGAAUUAGGAAUGCAAUUGGAAAUGUUGAACCCAAAAACUCGAUCUACUUUUCAUAAUGGAAUAGUUUCUAAAAUUAUAGAUAAAUAUUAUUUUAUAGUAUCACUUGUUGAUAAAAAUGGUGAAUAUGAAAGAAACAAUACAGUUCAUAAUUCUUGGCUUUGCAGUAUAGAGCACCCUUAUAUAUUUCCUAUUGGCUGGUGUUCAAAACAUGACUUGCAAAUAUUGCAGUCCAAUGAUAUAGAUAGCGAGAGGUGUACAUACAAGGAAAUGUUUUCAGCAAAAUCUAAUGCAGAAACUCUUGGAUUUGAAGUUGGAAUGAAAUUAGAAGCAGUUCAUCCACAAAAUGCAGACCUUAUAUGCGCAGCUACAAUAAAAUCAGUUCACGAACACUUGCUAUGUAUUGCAUUUGAUCACGAAGAACAUGACAAUUUAUCAAAAUUAUACUAUGUGCAUUGCAAUAGUAAUGAUAUAUUUCCUAUUUAUUGGUGUGGAACUAAUAACUAUGAACUUAUUAAUCCUUCCAAUAAAUCUGAUUGCAAUAUCACACCGUCAAGUGAUGAGGAUUUAGGUCCAAUAAUUUAUUUUAACUAUAAGUGCAAAACAGGACCUAUGCAUUCGCACAAAAAAAUAUCUCAACUACCUAAAUCUGUUGGUCCCGGGGAAGUCUCACAAGUUUUGAAAAAGGUAUUGAAUCUUAUUGUGUCAGAAGCAUAUCAACCUUUGAGAAUAUUAAGAAUUUUAGAAUGUGAAGAUGAGGUACCACCUGGCCGAACAUUAGUGGAAUUGAAAGCUAGCAAUUAUAACAGCAAUAAAGAAAAAGUAACAUAUAGAGCUAAUGUAGAUGUAGUAACUAAAAUCGAAGAUGUAGCAGAAUAUUGUAGAGAAGUAUGUACAGCUAUACAGGCGUGUCCUUAUCUAUUUGGUCCUCUGUAUAUAGGCGAUAACUGUCCAGAAAAUUGUGCUGGAGAUAAAAAUGGAAAUGGAAAUGACAAACAUAAACCAGUAAAGCACAAACGACGAAAACGGAAAGGUUUACAUUUCAAAACUAUACAAGCACUUGCAGCACGUCGAGCUGCAAAUCAAUUGGAUCACAACAAUGAAUCAGACAGUGAUAGUGUGCAUACAUCAGAACCGACAUCUCGUCCUAAUACGCCAACUAGUACAGCUAGUGCGGAAAACGAAAAUGGAUCACCAGAUACAAAAAAUUCUAAUACUGAUUUGACACCGGAUAAUUCACAGAAAAAUGAGUUAGAAGUGAAACUUGCGGGUAAAAAAGGUCGUAAACGGAAACAUAAUUCUCAUAGUCCUCCUCCUCAAGUAUAUGAAAUGAAAACUCGAGGAGCUAAACUUCCCAAUUUUAAACUGCAGAUGAAGCAAGCACACUGGGAUAAAAAGGAUGUUGAAUCAAUUUAUAAAAUAUCUUAUAGGUCAAAUGAACCCAAGAAGAAACCAAGAUAUGAGUAUAUAACGGAAUCCGACAGCAAUACAAGUGGCAAUGAUGAAAUUGAAGGUGAUGCAAUUUUAAAUUCAGAGAAAAAUUCCCCCAGGAUCAAAGAUGAAAUAAUAGAAUUCAGUGGAGAUAGCAAUGAUAAACAAGAUUUCAGUAGCAUUCAACAAAUUAAUAUAAAAUCUGAGGAUUAUGGUGAUAGCAAUGAUAAACAAGAUUUCCGUAGUAUUCAACAAAAUAAUAUAAAACCUCAGUAUUGUGAUGAUGAACUAUAUCAAGUUGUAGAAAAAUCAAGGACAAAAUUUAAUAAAUCACCAUCACCUCCAGAAGAUGAUGACGAUUUAUUACUUUAUUCAAAUCCAUUGCAUUGGUCAGUAGAUGAACUUUAUAAUUUUUUACUGGAAACUGAUUGCUGUGAUCUAGCUGACCAGAUUAGAGAAGAAUUGAUUGAUGGGCAAGCAUUUAUGAUGCUGGACUUACCUUUUGUGCAGAAGUUUCUGAACUUACGUUUAGAGCCAGCACUAAAAUUAUGUGAACAUGUAGCUAGAAUUAAACUGGCCUUCUUUCUUACCUAUGGAAAUUAACAAACUUUUUAAGUUUGAUUCACCCAGGAAAGAGUGAUAUGUUAAGUGUGUUUCAUGCUAAUGUAAUGUUACAAUCAUUGAUUAGUGGCAAUUAAUUGCUUGUGACUAGAAACAUGACAUAGUGAUAGUUAGAAGUAUUUAUUAAUUACAUAGUUUAUGCAAAAAAAUGAAUUGUUCUCCAAUGCAUAAUCUCUACUAUUGACUAUAAUAUUUUUAAGAAUUGUUUAUUUUAGGUAUAAAAUAUAAUAAGAAUAUUUCAAUAAUUUA
Molecule: messenger RNA, 3055 nt
Organism: Ctenocephalides felis (cat flea)
Lineage: Eukaryota; Metazoa; Arthropoda; Insecta; Siphonaptera; Pulicidae
Product: scm-like with four MBT domains protein 2
Exons: 14
Coding region: 62-2788 (908 amino acids)
Biological process (GO): regulation of DNA-templated transcription
Cellular component (GO): nucleus
Source: RefSeq, a predicted model, not a curated record